CGGUCAGAUGUUUAAUAAAUCAUUUAAUAAAUCAGGUAACAUCAAAACAAACCUUCAUGCUGAAAGACCUCUUUCCAUAUCACCUGCUAUGAGUUCAGCAACAAGGCUCUGGUGGCGGACGGCGCCAAUUUUUUUUCUGACUGACAGUGUAAUCAUUCCGAGUUGCCUCAAGAUAUACAAAUUUGAACACCCUGCUCAGAAGGUCCUUUUGAAACAUUACCGAUUGCGCCACUACCAGGAAAGAAACCGCCAACUACCAACCGCCAACUACCCUGCCUCUACACCGAUAGCAUCUGCUCCUUUAAAACCACUGGAGCAUUGCAGUCUCACCUUUCAAGAUCACACAAGCGCUUAUCUUCACGACACCGAUCCUGAGGAGACCGGCACCAAGGGACUCAAAGUUGGUGUCCUCACUAUUGUCAAAGAUGAUGUGGCAACAGUAAAUUCCAAUCCCACAAUAAGGACCAUGGCUGUGGUGGUGGAAGAGCAAACUGUACUUGAUGAGGUUGAGGACCUCCCCAAUGCAUUUGCUUUAUUUUUUGGUUUGAUUUAUGCACUUAACAUCGAGUACCCCAAACAAGUUAUUCAGAAGCUAUUCAUGCAGCUUGGUUCUCAGUGUUCUCCAAAAGUGCUGAACUUGAAGAACAAGUUUCUAAGUUUUGAUGUUUAAAUUGGACAACUGUUAAAAGGCAGUUGCUUCUUGUGUCUUUUGGACAACAAGUGUUCAAACUGCCUCUUUGUGAACACUGAACUGCAGUGGUUAAAAUGCUUUGUCCUAAAAGCGAGUCUGAAGUAAAGGGGUUUUCCAUUUGUUCUAUCUAGUUAUAUUUUGUGUUAAAUUGCUACACAAGAAGUAGUAUUUGAUGCUGCUGUUUUUAGACUGAAUUUUUAUACCUGCAGUUUUAUAUUUAACAAGGAAACACAUUUCAUCUACUUGUACUCUGUACAAAAAUUGUAUUUUGUAGUAAAUUUGUUUAGACUUGAACUUUAACCAUUACUGUUAAAUACAACAGUUGUUUAUACAAUAUUUGGACUUGUAUCUUUAAAGAUUGUAUCAUCCAACAGAUGUAGAUCAAUUUGUCCAAACUGCACUUUUAGUGCCAUUGCAAUGAAUUCUUGUGAAAGAUAUGAAAGAAGAAAUUUUUGACUGGACCUGUUUUUGGAAUUGAAUUUUGUAUUAGGUUUUACUUGAAGCUUUCCCCAUUGAAUCAAUUAUAUAGAAGUUUUUACUUUUGCAAAUCAAAGCUGACAAAUAAGCUCUUAACUUGAACAGGCAUUUUUUCUGAGAUGUUUUAAUGAAAUGAGUUGAUUUGGUUUGUGAUUUAAAUUUGCUGUUCUACAAAGAAAUCAUAUUGAUGCGAUAAAAAGGUUGUGGUUCUGUCCGUUUAAAGAGAGUUUUUUUUAGGACCAAUGUCGUUGUACUGAGUAGCAUUUAAUAAAUUCAUUCACUCAUAUUGGAUUGACAGUUCUGUGCUGGACUUAAAACUCAGACUGAGUAAAAUCUAAAGUCCUGAAGCUGCACUGUAAAAAAUCAAAACCUUCUGAAGCUGGUUGCCUUAAACUUUUAAGUUUUCUCAACUUUCGAUUUUUUUACAGCGACUUAAACUAUCCGGUUUUGUAAACUUCUAAGUCACUUUUAUUUAUAUAGCGCUUUUAACAAUACAGAUUGUGUCAAAGCACUUAACAGUAUAAAAUUGGAGGAUAGAGUGUCAGUAAUGUACAAGAUUAAACACUCAAUUUUCAGUUAAAGGCAUUACAUUAUUGAAUUCAGAGAUGUCGUUGUCUAGCUCAGUUUAGUUUAAAUACACUGUAAAAGAAAAAAAAAGUUGAGCCAACUUAAAAUUUUAAGGCAACCAGCUUCAGCAGAUUUUUGAGUUUUCUCAACUUGUCGUUUUAAGUUUAUACAACAAAAAAUUUGAGAAUCUCCCACAAAAAUAUCUCCCAUAAAAAUCUGCUGAAGCUGGUAAAAAAUGUUUUAAGUUCGCUCAACUUUGCAAUCAAAUCGACGAUAAUCGCUAGAAAUUAAGUGUCCCCACUUAAACUUAAAUUUCUAAAUUAUAAAAACAGACCUUAGUUUUAGUAGUCAUGUCAAAGCAGUAACUAAAUCAGCAUACUAUCAUCUCAAAAACAUUGCAAGAAUUAGAUGUUUUGUUUCCAGUCAAGACUUGGAGAAACUGGUUCAUGCCUUUAUCACCAGCAGGGUGGAUUAUUGUAAUGGUCUCCUCACCGGCCUUCCAAAGAAGACCAUUAGACAGCUGCAGCUCAUCCAGAACACUGCUGCCAGGAUUCUGACUAGAACCAGAAAAUUUGAGCAUAUUACACCAGUCCUCAGGUCCUUACACUGGCUUCCAGUUACAUUUAGGACUGAUUUUAAAGUACUUUUACUCGUUUAUAAAUCACUCAAUGGCCUAGGACCUAAAUACAUUGCAGAUAUGCUCACUGAAUAUAAACCUAACAGACCACUCAGAUCAUUAGGAUCGAGUCAGUUAGAAAUACCAAGGGUUCACACAAAACAAGGGGAGUCUGCUUUUAGCUAUUAUGCCGCCCGCAGUUGGAACCAGCUUCCAGAAGAGAUCAGAUGUGCUAAAACAUUAGCCACAUUUAAAUCCAGACUCAAAACUCAUCUGUUUAGCUGUGCAUUUGUUGAAUGAGCACUGUGCUACGUCCGAACUGAUUGCACUAUAUAUAAUCAUUUUCUAUUCUUAAAUGUUUUUAAUUCUUUUAAAAUCAAUUUUUAAAUCACUUUGUUUUUAUUGUUGUGAUUUUUAUUAUUUUUAAUCUCUUAUUAUUUUUAAUGACUAUUUCACUUCCUUUUAUGUAAAGCACUUUGAAUUACCAUUGUGUAUGAAAUGUGCUAUAUAAAUAAACUUGCCUUGCCUUG
Onychostoma macrolepis is the source of this 2881-nucleotide messenger RNA. RefSeq lists its product as uncharacterized. The transcript is spliced from 4 exons. NCBI's taxonomy places the organism in Eukaryota, Metazoa, Chordata, Actinopteri, Cypriniformes, Cyprinidae. The coding region runs from base 8 to 670 and encodes 220 amino acids. The record is from RefSeq and is a predicted model, not a curated record.